Molecule: messenger RNA, 1606 nt
Organism: Oncorhynchus mykiss (rainbow trout)
Lineage: Eukaryota; Metazoa; Chordata; Actinopteri; Salmoniformes; Salmonidae
Gene: etv7
Product: ETS variant transcription factor 7
Biological process (GO): cell differentiation; regulation of transcription by RNA polymerase II
Cellular component (GO): nucleus
Molecular function (GO): sequence-specific DNA binding; DNA-binding transcription factor activity, RNA polymerase II-specific
Source: RefSeq, a predicted model, not a curated record
CGUCAUACAUUUUGGGCACCAGGCGUCCGUAUAGCCUCUCCAGAAAACAACACGCACUCAAUUUAGAUAUUCAGGAUUGAGUUCAUGGAAGUGAUAUCUGCACUUGUUUUUAAAACACACACCUCUAUGGAUCCUUUCGAUUUCGAUACCCGGAAACAAGGAUCAUAUGUCAUCAUAGUUGUCGGGUUGCAUGUGGAAAUCAUGUCCAGCUCCUACGUUUGGAUUCCAUAAUAAUUUAUUCGGACCCUUAAUCGAAAGAAGUCUUAUAGAGAGAAUUAAUCGUAUUACCGGUCGGAUUGUUGAUCACCUGAGUUGAGGAAUCUAUAGAGAAUUAUUCUACUAGUCCGGACAGACAGGUAGAGGACGAUGGAAGACGGAGGUAGCUCCCCGCCUGAUCUGAUCAAGGACCAUGGAGAACCCAGUCAUGUUCUCACUCCCCUAGCCCCUGGCAGAGGAGUGCUGUUCCCUUCAUCGCUCCUUCCUCCCUGCUCUACCCUCCUCCCUCCAGUCAUCCCCCCUUCACAGGACGACCUGUGGCAGCUACCUGGAAGACUACGUAUAAACCCGUCUCUGUGGGACAAGGAGGACGUGGUCCACUGGCUGCACUGGGCUCAGAGGGAAUAUUCUCUCCUCAGAACUGAGAGGGGACGGUUUGAGAUGAACGGCAGAGCUCUCUGCCUCCUCACCAAGGAAGACUUCAGACGCCGCUGUCCUGACUCAGGUGAUGUACUGUACGAGCUCCUACAGUGUGUGAAGCAGCAAAGAAGGGAGGUCUCCGCAUGCCACACAACUCCACCCAUCCUGACCCUCACCAAGCCCCCUCUCAGUCUCACCAAACUCCCCUCUACUAAAUACACCCAGCCAACCCAAACCAAUGGAAGCCAUGGUCCCCAACCCCUAGGAGCCAAUGGAUCAACACAUGUGUCGAAGUGUCAUCCCACAAUCCCUAGCUCCCAGGAGGAGGAGCCUCUCAACCUGUCCAAUCAGGAGAGGACUGAGAGAGAAGUCCCACCUAGAGAGGCCAACGGCAAGAUCCCAGACUGCAGGUUGCUGUGGGACUAUGUGUACCAGCUGUUGUCAGACCAGCGCUACCAGCCCUUCAUCCGCUGGGAGGACCAGGAGAGCCUGGUGUUCAGGGUGGUCGACCCCAACGGACUAGCUCGACUCUGGGGGAACCACAAGAACCGAGCCAACAUGACGUAUGAGAAGAUGUCUCGUGCUCUGAGACACUACUACAAACUCAACAUCAUCAAGAAAGAACCAGGACAGAAACUACUCUUCAGGUUCCUGAAGACCCCUCAGGAGAUCAAGCGACACAGAGUGGACCGCCUCGACUCAGCAGAUUCCCCUGAACACUCACCCUCACACUCACCCUCACACUCACCCCGGCGGGACUUCAGUGAGGAUGGUUUGGAAGUGUCCCCUGAAUACAGCGCCCCAAGCUCUAACCCCCUAAGCAUGACAGUAUGAACAUGGGUACUCCUGUGUUGAGGUAUUGGCUCUCUUGCACUGUGAAAUGGCUAUGUUUUUGUGGCAGUAAUCUACAACCCACUAUCACACUGUGGAAACUUUAUGGUGGUGCUGUGUAGCUAAUGACUAGCGUCCC